AUGGAAAAGCUCUCUUCGCUGGCUCGUUUCAAGAGUUCCUGCCCGUUUUUGGGCGGGACUAAGACUUCCACCCUCCGCGCCCUCAGCAGCACCAUUUCCCCCAGAUUCCCCUCGAUCUCUCAGCUCACUGAGCGAGCCACGGGUUGCCCCAUCAUGGGUCCGGCUCUGGUGAUGCGUUCCACCCAGAUGGUCGCUGGUUACGCCAGCAUCGCUGGCCAGGCUGACGUCCAGAAAAUGCAUCACAGCAAAGGUGUCUUUCCCGGAACCAGUGCUUCCGAGGCGGAUAUUGCCAAAUGCCCUCACGCUUCCGCUGCUCGGGCCGCUGCUCGCAUGGCGGACGAUCUCGCUGCCGCCUCUACUGCGAAGACACCCGAGGAAGUCCCCAGCACGGCUCAGAGGGCCGCUGCUGCCGGAUGCCCUUUCCACAAGGCUGCCGCUGCCGCAAAGGAACAACCCGUUAAAUUGCCCAGCAUGACAGAAAGUCAGACUACUUCUACUGCUCCAGACACCUAUAACUACGACAAGUUUUAUGCGGCCGAGCUUGAGAAGAAGCACAAGGAUCAGUCCUACCGGUACUUCAACAACAUUAACCGGCUCGCAACCAAAUUUCCAAUUGCGCACACUGCUAGUGUGAAGGAUGAAGUCCAAGUCUGGUGCGCUAACGACUACUUGGGAAUGGGAAAUAAUCCUGUUGUACUUGAAACCAUGCAUCGGGCAUUAGACAAAUACGGCGCGGGUGCAGGAGGCACUAGAAACAUAGCUGGAAAUAGUGCUACACAUCUCAGUCUGGAGCAUGAGCUUGCUACCCUUCAUCGCAAGGAUUCCGCCCUCGUGUUUUCGUCUUGCUACGUCGCCAAUGAUGCGACUUUAUCUACCCUCGGUUCCAAACUCCCUGGUUGCGUCUAUUUCUCGGAUGCUUCCAACCACGCAUCCAUGAUACAGGGCAUUCGGCACUCCGGUGCGAAGAAGGAGAUUUUCAAACACAACGACAUGGAUGACCUUGAGGCAAAACUGCAGAAAUAUCCGAAGGACACGCCCAAGAUCAUCGCAUUUGAGAGUGUUUACUCUAUGUGCGGUAGCAUCGGACCUAUCAAGGAGAUCUGUGAUCUGGCUAAGAAGUACGGCGCCUUGACUUUCCUUGAUGAAGUCCACGCUGUCGGGCUUUACGGACCUCGCGGUGCGGGCGUUGCCGAGCAUCUCGACUGGGAAGCUCACCAGAGAGCCGGUCAAACUUCCGAGCCGGUCAAGGAUAGCGUGAUGGAUCGUAUUGACAUGAUUACUGGUACACUUGGCAAGGCAUACGGCACUGUUGGCGGAUACGUUGCGGGGUCUCGCGAUUUCAUCGACAUGAUUCGUUCAUACGCACCCGGUUUUAUUUUCACUACAUCACUGCCUCCCGCUACAGUCGCUGGUGCUCGCGCUUCCGUCAUUUACCAGAAGCACCAUGUUGGUGAUCGAGCAUUGAAGCAAGUCAAUGUUCGCACUGUCAAGGAACGUUUCGCUGCUUUAGAUAUACCCGUCGUCCCCGGUCCUUCUCACAUCGUCCCGGUCUUAAUUGGUGAUGCUGGCCUCGCAAGAGCAGCCAGCGACAAACUUCUUCACGAACACGGUAUUUACGUUCAGGCAAUCAAUUUCCCUACCGUUGCCGUGGGCGAAGAGCGUCUUCGCGUCACUGUCACUCCUCGUCACACCGCAGAGCAGAUGGAUGGCUUGAUUGCUGCAAUGGAUACAGUGUUUACGGAGCUCAACAUCAACCGGAUCAGCGAAUGGGCAAAGUUGGGUGGACGUGCCAACGUUGGCGUAGGCAAGGAAAACGUUGAACCCAUCUGGACCAACGCUCAGAUCAACACCGCUGGACAACCACAGACGUUGCACGAUGGAGAUACAGCUGUGGUUGACGCUAAUGCAGUUCAGGUGGUUCGGGAGAGCUUUGAGGACCUUUUGGGAGCUGUCAAGUUGAGCGAGACGGAGAGGAAGGUGGAAGCCGCGUUGUUGACUGGAGCUGUUGAGCACGUUGCCGGGGCUCUGUCAAAGAAAGCGAAAGCGCCGCGGGCUCCCGUCAAUACAAUUGACGUGCCCGUCGCGCCUAGUGUCGCGGUUUCGGCUUGA
Messenger RNA from Suillus clintonianus, 2109 nucleotides. RefSeq names its product pyridoxal phosphate-dependent transferase. Gene Ontology annotation, cellular component: mitochondrion. The transcript has 3 exons. The coding region runs from base 1 to 2109 and encodes 702 amino acids. NCBI's taxonomy places the organism in Eukaryota, Fungi, Basidiomycota, Agaricomycetes, Boletales, Suillaceae. Gene Ontology annotation, molecular function: pyridoxal phosphate binding; 5-aminolevulinate synthase activity. Gene Ontology annotation, biological process: heme biosynthetic process. The record is from RefSeq and is a predicted model, not a curated record.